Molecule: messenger RNA, 2502 nt
Organism: Syngnathoides biaculeatus (alligator pipefish)
Lineage: Eukaryota; Metazoa; Chordata; Actinopteri; Syngnathiformes; Syngnathidae
Product: guanine nucleotide-binding protein G(i) subunit alpha-1
Exons: 9
Coding region: 369-1433 (354 amino acids)
Biological process (GO): adenylate cyclase-modulating G protein-coupled receptor signaling pathway
Cellular component (GO): heterotrimeric G-protein complex
Molecular function (GO): GTPase activity; GTP binding; G protein-coupled serotonin receptor binding
Source: RefSeq, a predicted model, not a curated record
GAAAAGAAGAAUUUCCUCAGCAAAUGAGGCAGACUUCCAUUUUAUAUUCCAUUUUUUUUUUUUUUAGAGGGACAAAACAGUCGUUCCGAAUUCGAUUCGUCAAGUAAACAAUAAAACGUUUUUUUUUUUUACGUGUUUUCGCUGCGAAGUCAGCGGUCGGAAGAGGGGGGCGGGCUUCAACCCGCAACUGGAAACCCACCCUAACUCCUCCGCCCCAUUAUUGCUGGAUGCUAGCUCGGUGGUAGCCGUUGCAUGUCGUAUUGCGCUCCCAAUCCAAAGUUGUUUCGUCCGGUGUUACCCCAAAAAAAAUAUCCUACGCGGGGGGAUAUCCGACUGCGAAAAAAUAUUUUUUUUUUAAAAAAGAGAAAAUGGGAUGUACUCUGAGCACGGACGACAAGGCGGCGCAGGAGCGGAGCAAGAUGAUCGACCGGAAUCUCCGGGACGACGGAGAGAAAGCUGCCCGGGAGGUGAAGCUGUUGCUGCUCGGUGCUGGCGAGUCUGGGAAGAGUACGAUUGUUAAACAGAUGAAGAUCAUCCACGAAGCGGGCUACUCAGAGGAGGAAUGUAAGCAGUACAAGGCGGUCGUCUACAGCAACACCAUCCAGUCCAUCAUUGCCAUCAUCAGAGCCAUGGGACGCCUCAAGAUCGACUUUGCCGACUCGGCCAGAGCGGACGACGCGCGGCAGCUGUUCGUGUUGGCCGGCUCGGCCGAGGAGGGCUUCAUGACCGGCGAGCUGGCCGGGGUCAUCCAGCGGCUGUGGAAGGACGGAGGAGUGCAGGCGUGCUUCGGCCGCUCCCGAGAGUACCAGCUCAACGACUCGGCGGCGUACUAUCUGAAUGACCUGGACAGGAUAUCACACGGGGCUUACGUGCCCACCCAGCAAGAUGUGCUGAGGACCCGAGUGAAGACCACUGGCAUCGUGGAGACGCACUUCACCUUCAAGGAUCUGCAUUUCAAAAUGUUUGACGUGGGUGGCCAGAGGUCGGAGAGGAAGAAGUGGAUCCACUGCUUCGAGGGCGUCACAGCCAUCAUCUUCUGCGUGGCCCUCAGCGACUACGACCUCGUGCUGGCCGAGGACGAGGAGAUGAACCGAAUGCACGAGAGCAUGAAGCUGUUUGACUCCAUCUGCAACAACAAGUGGUUCACGGACACCUCCAUCAUCCUCUUCCUCAACAAGAAGGACCUGUUUGAGGAGAAGAUCAAAAAGAGCCCCCUCACGAUCUGCUACCCAGAAUACGCAGGCUCCAACACCUACGAGGAAGCGGCGGCCUACAUCCAGUGUCAGUUUGAAGACCUGAACAAGAGGAAGGACACCAAGGAGAUCUACACCCACUUCACCUGCGCCACCGACACCAAGAAUGUCCAGUUCGUGUUUGACGCCGUCACCGACGUCAUCAUCAAAAACAACCUGAAGGACUGCGGCCUUUUCUGAAGGCGGCCCGGCCCGGCCCGGCCCAGGCGGUCCCUCCCGCCCGGUGACUUUAUUCAACGAGCGUCUGGUCUUCACAGGCCCCCGGUGACAAAUGUCACUUUUAUCAUCUUAUUAACUUAUGUUCAUCUCUCAAAGGUUUUAAUGGCGGCGUGUAGACGAGAAACAUUUUGUGUAAAAUAUUUGUACAACUGUCAGUGGCAGUGUUUUUGUUUUUUUUUUUUUUUCAGCCUUUUUCAAAAAUGUGCUCCUUUUCGCUUAGUGUGUGUGUGUGUGUGUGUGUGUGUAUGUAUACAUAUUUAUACAUAUAUAUAUAUAUACAUACAUAUACACACAUUCGAUCUCCUGACUUUGUUUUGCUCACUUCUGAAAGAACGUGUUGAUGUUGACUUUCAGCAUGUCUUAGUUUCCUCGGCUGUUAGUUCGUUUCACGUGUUCGCCGUUGUCGCCACCCGAAUUGUUUUCCGUUUGUUUUGUUACUUUUAUUGUUUGUUUGUUUUUUUUUCCCCUCCUUGGACACACCAAGUACGACCAACUCGCUCCACAGGCCAAAUCCCCCCCCCCCCCCUUUCUGAGAUACUGUGAGAGCCAUUCGAACCUUUUCAGCCGGUUUGCAUGUGCGCUCGAGACCAAAAGCCUGUGAAUGUGUUUUUCUUUGCGUGUGCGAGUGAGAAAGAGAGAAAAUGCACAAUAUCAAAACAAAGGGACUUAAUUCGUCUUGGUGUCACCCUCCUCUUUCAAAGUUGUAUUUUUCUAAGCCACCAAAAAAGAAGCUAACCACGACGAGCAACAUUCCCAGUGAAGGAAGGAAGGAAGCUUUGUAAGGAAGGAUGUCGUCGUCGUCGGGCGCAACAAGCAGAAGCGCCCUGACGACGACGUGCGGCGUACACGGACCAGAUAUCGGCGACGGUUUCGCGUUACAUAUCCCCCGACCUCCCCCCGAUCCCGACCCCGACCCCGCGGUUGUAGAUUUGCCAUCGGAUGGGGACUCAUCUGUGGACUAACCUCCCAUGAUUUUUUUGGGCUAAUAAAAGAGCUGCUGUGUUGAAACCAUGGCAACUUAUGCAACAGA